Eimeria mitis is the source of this 351-nucleotide messenger RNA. RefSeq lists its product as uncharacterized. The transcript has a single exon. The record is from RefSeq and is a predicted model, not a curated record. Lineage: Eukaryota; Apicomplexa; Conoidasida; Eucoccidiorida; Eimeriidae. The coding region runs from base 1 to 351 and encodes 116 amino acids.
AUGGCAUCCCUCGUCCGGGUUUAUCUGCAUCAGCAGCAGCAGAAGCUGCUGAGCUCAUUGCAACAGCAGCAGCAACAACAGCAGCAGCAACAACAGCAGCAGCAAAAACAGCAGCAGCAGCAACAGCAGCAGCAAAAACAGCAGCAGCAACAGACCCUACCUCGACUUCUGCUGCUCCCUUCGCUACCAGCCCCUCCAGCAGCAGCAACAGCAGCAACAGCAGCAGCAGCAGCACCCCCCCCACCGCCACCCCCACCCCCACCGCCAGCAGCAGCAGCAGCAGCAGCAGCAGGAGCAGCAGCAGCGAUGAAUAUUUUGUAUCAUACGGCGAUCCUUUUGUGCAUGCAUUGA